AUGAUGAUGCGUGGCAAUUGCACCAACGUGGCUUCACCAACAAUGUCUGAUUGAUAUAGGCAUAAACUGUUGCAGGUGACGCCGAGAUGGUUCCUAGCGGAGGUCGGAUGCCAACUGAAGCUGAGCUGCAGCAGUUUUUCCUUCCCUACCGUGGAUUCUGCGCUCGAAGAGGGAUUGCAGCAAAGGAAAUUAUCCUCCCCGACAUUGAUGUUCCCAGUGCACUACUUGAUUAUGUAGUUAAUAACUCCAUCAGCAACAUUGUGGUUGGUGCUUCCAGUCGCAAUGCGCUUACAAGAAAAUUCAAAACUCCUGAUGUGCCAUCUAGCUUGGUGAAAUCUGCACCACCAACCUGUUCUGUUUAUGUUAUAUCCAAGGAUAAACUUCAAACUGUUAAAGCCGCAACUAAGCGUCACAUAUUCCCUUCUACACCGUCUUGUAUCAAAGAUAAUCCCAAAAAGAGUUAUCCUAUUGGAAAUCAACCUAACAUCCAACCAAAGACUCCGGACUCUUUUGACAUGAACAGGAGUACAUAUAGCAUUGGCAGUUUGAGAAGUCAGAGCUCUGAUAGUACAAGCUCCGAGAAAAGUACUGAUGUUAGGCAGAUGAACUUCGACAGCUGGAGGGAAAAUAGGUCACCCUUGGUACGGCCAUUGGAAGCUUACGUAAUGGAGAAUUUAUCUAUUCAAAGUUCUUCAUCAGAUGCCACCGAUUUUUCCGGACAAUUAAGCUAUCCUUCGUCUUCUGAUAAUGUACAAGGAUACCCAGUGCCAGAGAAUUCCAUGGGUUCUUUCUCCUCACAUGCCUCUCGUGGCCUGGAAGCAGAAAUCGAAAAACUAAAACUUGAAUUUAAGCAGUCCUUAUCUACUUACAACAUGGCAUGCGAAGAAGUGUCUGCUGCAGAAGAAAAGGCUAAGGAGCUUCAGCGAAUGAAGACUGCAGAAGUUAUAAAGUUUACGGAACCGAAGCUUCGUAAGGAGGUUGCUUGGACUUCCCCAACUGUUGAGAAGCAGGAGACAUCAGUGGCAAAGGAAGUGACCCAAAUUAGAGAACGGCAACAGCUGGUGGAGGCCAAAAAGGGACACAAUGCGGAAGAUACAACAAAUGGUGAGUCAGGAAAGAGGAAGAGAGCAAUAAAUGCCUUGGCCCAGAAGAAUGUUUGGUACAGAAAGUACACGAUCGAAGAGAUUGAAGAGGCCACUGAUUACUUCUCGAAUUCUCUUAAGAUUGGUGAAGGAGGAUACGGACCUGUUUUUAAAGCCUGCCUUGAUCACACUCCUGUGGCCAUCAAAGUCUUGAGACCCGAUGUUUCCCAAGGACUGCAACAAUUCCAACAGGAGGUUGAGGUACUCAGCUGCAUGAGACAUCCAAACAUGGUUCUCCUUGUGGGUGCAUGCCCCGAGUAUGGAUGCCUUGUGUACGAAUACAUGGACAACGGUAGCUUAGAAGACCGAAUCUUCUGCAAAAACAACACUCCUCCGAUUUCUUGGAGAAGCCGUUUCAAGAUUGCAGCCGAAAUUGCUACAGGUCUUCUUUUCCUGCACCAGACAAAACCAGAACCCUUGGUGCACCGUGAUAUCAAGCCCUCGAAUAUCCUCUUGGAUCACCACUAUGUGAGCAAAAUCAGCGACGUGGGUUUGGCGCGGCUGGUACCGCCAUCAAUAGCCAAUAAAGUGACCGAGUACCAUAUGACGGCAGCAGCCGGAACAUUCUGUUAUAUUGACCCGGAGUAUCAACAAACAGGAAUGCUUGGCGUAAAAUCAGACGUGUAUUCUUUUGGCGUGAUGCUGCUGCAGAUUAUUACGGCGAGGCCUCCAAUGGGGCUGGCGAUGCAAGUUGAAGAUGCUAUUGAGGGAGGAACAUUUCCUCAAGUGCUCGAUCCAGCCAUAAACGAUUGGCCAGUGGAAGAAGCCUUAUCAUUGGCAAAGAUGGCCUUAAGAUGCUGUGAGCUGAGGAGAAGGGAUAGGCCAGAUCUCGGUUCAGAGGUACUACCAGAGCUGAACCGGCUGAAGGACUUCGGGUUGGAUGACGAAGCUACUAUCGAGAAGACUCUGUUGUAUAACCCACGUCCGUAUAGUUCAGUGCCUGAGAUGGAAUCAAAAGCCCCUCAGAUCAAUGUGAGAGGAAGGUGGGGGCGCUUUAAGUCAAAGGCCGAGGCAUGGAGUCUGAAGAAUAGCUUUAGGAAACCGAGACCCCUCCUGCCUAGCAGAAAGCAAGCGGACAAUCCAGGGAAGAUGCCAGUCGAAGGUUGCUGGUCAUUCGUGAAUUGUUCCACACCCAGUCCUCAGAUGAAGAGAUUCAUGUCAUUCUCCUAAUAACAGUUUUUGAAUGAUACUAAAGGCGCAGAAAUUCCUAGUAUCUAUUGACUUGUAAGUUACGUGGAUAACUAGCCAUGAGUUCACCAUGACCUGUUGUCGGUCCUGUAUAACGAGUGCCUCAACGCCUUCUUAAAUGUCAACUUGAAACGAACUGAUCUCGAGGUACCUCUCAUUAGUCAAGAGAAAUGGCCAUGAAGGAGCUUUAACCUUCGCGGCAUUUAUCA
Molecule: messenger RNA, 2539 nt
Organism: Syzygium oleosum
Lineage: Eukaryota; Viridiplantae; Streptophyta; Magnoliopsida; Myrtales; Myrtaceae
Product: U-box domain-containing protein 52-like
Exons: 8
Coding region: 87-2312 (741 amino acids)
Biological process (GO): protein phosphorylation
Molecular function (GO): ATP binding; protein kinase activity
Source: RefSeq, a predicted model, not a curated record